This is a messenger RNA of Perca flavescens (yellow perch), 5044 nucleotides long. RefSeq names its product peroxidasin (gene pxdn). Gene Ontology annotation, molecular function: peroxidase activity; heme binding; protein binding. The coding region runs from base 43 to 4482 and encodes 1479 amino acids. The record is from RefSeq and is a predicted model, not a curated record. Gene Ontology annotation, biological process: response to oxidative stress. The transcript has 23 exons. Lineage: Eukaryota; Metazoa; Chordata; Actinopteri; Perciformes; Percidae.
GGGCAGCUGGCGGUCUGUGCUCUGCUCGGCUCACUGCUAGCAAUGGCGCUGCGGGCUGGCCAUCUCUUUUCUCCGUGUCUACUCGCGGUGGCUUUGUUAUUGCUUGCUAGCGGACCACAGUUUGUACUUUGUUGUCCGAGUCGCUGUUUAUGUUUCCGAACCACCGUGAGAUGUAUGCAUCUAAACUUGGAAACCGUACCAGCAGUUUCUCCUCAGACCACCAUUCUAGACCUGAGGUUCAACAAAAUCAAGGAUUUACAACCAGAGUCCUUCAAACGAUUAAAGAACCUCAACACACUCCUCCUCAACAACAAUCAUAUACGGAGGAUCCCCAGGGGAGCAUUUGAAGACUUGGAAAACCUUAAAUAUCUCUAUUUGUACAAGAAUGAAAUCCAAUCAAUUGACAGACAAGCAUUUAAGGGGCUUGUCUCUCUUGAGCAACUGUACCUGCACUUCAACAAUAUUGAGUCUUUGGAACCAGAAUCAUUCACUCACCUACCAAAGCUGGAACGACUGUUUUUGCACAACAACAGAAUCACCCAGCUAGUCCCGGGAACCUUCUCUCAUCUUCAGGCCAUGAAGCGAUUGCGACUGGAUUCCAAUACAUUAAACUGUGACUGUGAGCUGCUGUGGCUGGCUGACCUGCUGAAGCAGUAUGCUGAGUCGGGCAAUGCCCAGGCUGCUGCUACCUGUGACUACCCCAGCCGCCUGCAGGGCAGAUCGGUGGCAACACUCACCGCUGAGGAGCUCAACUGUGAGGUACCCAGGAUCACCUCAGAGCCCCAGGAUGUCGAUGUUACAUCAGGGAACACUGUCUACUUCACCUGUAGGGCUGAAGGCAACCCCAAACCACAGAUCAUCUGGCUCAGGAACAACAAUGCUCUGAACAUGCGUGAUGACAGUCGUCUGAACCUGCUGGAAGACGGGACGCUAAUGAUUCAGAACACCAGGGAGACAGACCAGGGAGUCUACCAAUGCAUGGCCAAAAACGUGGCUGGGGAGGUCAAGACUUCACAGGUCACGCUGCGAUAUUUUGGAGCCCCCUCACGGCCAAGUUUUGUGAUCCAGCCCCAGAACACUGAGGUGCUGGUGGGAGAGAGUGUGACCCUGGAGUGUAGUGCCACAGGCCAACCGCAGCCCCGGGUCUCUUGGACAAAGGGCGAUCGGACACCCCUGCCCAGCGACGCUCGCAUCAACAUCACCCCCUCUGGAGGGCUUUAUAUCCAGAACGUGGACCAGGCUGAUGGGGGACAGUAUACCUGUUUUGCCUCCAAUAAUGUUGAUACCAUACACGCUACAGCGUAUAUCAUUGUACAAGCAAUCCCCCAGUUCACAGUCACUCCACAGGACCAAUCAACCCUGGAGGGUCACACGGUGGACUUCCCCUGUGAGGCAAGUGGUUACCCCCAGCCAGUCAUUGCCUGGACACGUGGGGGCAGUCCAUUACCCCUAGACCGCCGUCAUGUGGUCCUGGCUUCUGGUACUCUCCGCAUCACUCGGGUGGCAGCUCAUGACGAGGGACAGUAUGAAUGCCAGGCGGUCAGCCCUGUGGGAACCGUGCGCACCGCUGUGCAGCUCAGCAUCCAGCAAAGAGUAACGCCUGUUUUCACAAAUGCUCCAAGGGACCUGACGGCGGAGUCUGGCCAGGACGUCCAGAUUCCCUGCAGCGCUCAGGGCCAGCCACAACCUGUCCUCACCUGGAACAAGGAUGGUGUACAGGUGACAGAGAGUGGCAAGUUCCACAUCAGCCCUGAUGGUUAUCUAGAAGUGAAAGACGUGGGCACGGCUGAUGCUGGACGCUACGAGUGUGUCGCUCGCAAUCCCAUCGGCUACCAGGUUGCCAGCAUGGUGCUUACUGUCACAGUUCCUGCAGUCAGCAGAGAGGGGGACACCUUUGUGAGCACGUCCAUAGAGCUAGCCAUACGUAAUGUGGACAGUGCUAUUGAGUCAACAAGGAGACGUCUCUUUGAUGGUCAGCCUCGUACCCCAGGAGAGUUGCUAGCUCUUUUCCGGUAUCCACGUGACCCCUACACAGUGGAGCAGGCGCGUGCCGGGGAGAUCUUCGAGCAGACUCUUCUGCUCAUCCAGAACCAUGUCAACCAGGGUCUCAUGGUUGACACCAACGGCACCGCGUUCCGCUACAACGACCUGGUGUCCCCUCACUUUCUGGAUGUGAUUGCCAACCUGUCAGGCUGCACAGCCCACCGUCGCUUCAACAACUGCUCUGACAUUUGUUUCCACCAGAAGUACCGCAGCCACGAUGGGACGUGCAACAAUCUGCAGCAUCCUAUGUGGGGCGCCUCACUCACUGCCUUCGAACGACUCCUGAAGUCAGUGUAUGAUAAUGGCUUUAACCUGCCAAGGGGUGCUACUGAGCAGCUGCAUAAUGGAUACAGGCUACCUCUGCCGAGGUUGGUUUCCACCACCAUGAUUGGAACAGAGACUAUCACUCCAGAUGAUCGCUACACUCACAUGCUGAUGCAGUGGGGUCAGUUCCUGGACCACGACUUGGACUCGACAGUGAUGGCCCUCAGCCAGUCACGGUUCUCCGACGGCCAGCUGUGUACUCAGGUCUGCACCAAUGACCCGCCAUGCUUCCCAAUCCAGUUCCCACCCAAUGACCCACGGCAGCUGCGAAGUGGCACCCGCUGCAUGUUCUUUGUCCGAUCCAGCCCUGUAUGUGGCAGCGGGAUGACUUCUCUUCUCAUGAACAGCGUAUACCCAAGAGAGCAAAUCAACCAGCUGACCUCUUACAUCGAUGCGUCAAAUGUCUACGGCAGCUCACGCCAUGAAUCUGAGGAAAUUCGUGAUUUGGCCAGCCAAAGGGGCCUGCUCCGGCAAGGUAUCAUCCAGCGAACAGGGAAGCCACUUCUGCCAUUUGCUAGUGGCCCACCCACUGAGUGUAUGAGGGAUGAAAAUGAGAGUCCAAUUCCAUGUUUCUUAGCUGGAGAUCACCGUGCCAAUGAGCAGCUUGGUCUGACCUCUAUGCACACGGUGUGGUUCAGGGAACACAACCGCAUAGCUACAGAGCUACUUAGACUUAACCCCCACUGGGACGGGGACACCAUCUACCACGAGGCCAGGAAGAUAGUGGGGGCCCAGAUGCAGCACAUCACCUACAGUCACUGGUUGCCGAAGAUCCUGGGUGAGGCAGGCAUGAAGUUGAUGGGUCCAUACACUGGUUACAACCCAAAUAUUAACACCGGCAUCCUCAAUGCUUUCGCCACUGCUGCCUUCCGCUUCGGGCACACCCUCAUCAACCCAAUACUCUACAGGUUAGACGAGGACUUCCAGCCUAUCCCCCAGGGACACAUCUCCUUGCACCGGGCCUUCUUCUCUCCGUUCCGCAUCGUGAAUGAGGGCGGAAUUGACCCACUCCUUCGUGGGCUCUUUGGCGUCGCUGGUAAAAUGCGGGUUACCACACAGAUGCUGAAUACAGAGCUGACGGAGAGGUUGUUCUCCAUGGUCCACGCUGUGGCUCUGGACCUGGCUGCCAUGAAUAUACAGAGAGGAAGGGAUCAUGGUAUACCACCGUACAGUGAUUACAGGACCUUUUGUAACCUGACCUCGGCUCAGACGUUUGAUGACUUGAGGAAUGAAAUUAAGAAUCCAACUGUCAGAGACAAACUGCAGAGGCUGUAUGGCACUCCUCUGAACAUCGAUCUGUUUCCUGCACUGAUGGCUGAAGACCUGGUCCCUGGCAGUAGAUUGGGGCCCACCCUCAUGUGUCUGCUGACAACUCAGUUCAAACGCCUGCAAGAUGGAGACAGGUUCUGGUAUGAAAACCCAGGCGUGUUUUCUCCUGCCCAGCUGACACAAUUGAAGCAAGCCUCUCUGGCACGGGUGCUGUGUGACAACGGGGACAACAUCACACGCGUCCAGCAGGAUGUCUUCAAAGUGGCCAAGCUACCCCACGGCUACAGCAGCUGUGACGACAUCCCUCAGAUUGACCUUCGCAUGUGGCAGGACUGCUGUGAAGACUGCAGAACCAAGGGUCAGUUCAACGCCCUGUCCUAUCACUUUAGAGGACGCCGAUCAGCUGAGCACACCUACAAAGAGAAUAAACCUGCCAACAGCAUCCAGGAGAACAGCCCAGCGGAGCAAGCUGUAGAAAGUCUUGUAAAUGUUACUGUGACUUCCAAGAAAAGCACUGAACCCUCAAUCAACGACUUCCAGGACUUUGUCUCCGACAUGCAGAAGACAAUAACAAGCUUACGAAAGCAGAUUAAAAGACUCGAGGCCCGUCUGAGCAAGACGGACUGCACUGAUGGUGAGGGACGUGAGCGCACCGAUGGAGAGCGGUGGAAAGCGGACUCCUGCACCAUAUGUGAAUGCAGAGACACCCAGGUGACCUGCUAUGUGGAGGCUUGCCCUCCAGCUGAGUGCAAUCGACCUGUCAAGCUAAAAGGCGCCUGCUGCCCGGUGUGCCUAGAACAGGCAGAUGUUGAAAAGCGGCAAAAAUCAGACACCCGCCACGAAUAACCCUCAGGACCCCCCCGACAAAUACACUCUAGUGGCUGAAAGUCUGAGAGUCACACACAGACAUCCAGAGAGAGGAUGGGACUCAUGAAUGUGUGCCAUCAACCGCCACCAUUAGCCCCAAUAGACCCAAUAGCCUCAGUUUUGUUUUGUUUAAUUUUGUAUUCUUUUUUCGUUGAUUGGGGGAGGGGGGUGAUUUCAUUUUUGGAUUGUUGCCCCCACCAGGGCCAGCAGCCUGAGGCUUGGUUUUUGAAGUCCUCUGGCGACCAGCCAGCGAUCACUAAAUGGAUUCAUUUCUGAACCGAAGGGUGGAUGGAUGGAUGAAUGAAUGGGUGGAUUGUAAACACGAUGGACAAACCUCUUCUCCUUGGUGGAGUCCACUGAGGCUUCUCACAUGUAACAAACAGCCACUGUGUUUGCUCUCCUGCGUAUAACACUUGGUGACAAAAUGCAGGGCCACUUGCCGUCGACAAGCAGGAAAGGGAAGUAGUUUUAAAAGCGGCAGCCAUUUUGUUGUCUCAAAAAGUUUCUCAGGUUAGAGAUGCCGAAAAAAAACGGUGCUAUU